AUGUUGCCACGACUGACGUGGCCAAUCAAUGGUGCAUUCUAUGACUAUUCGGAGUGUUCUGCCAGGGCUGGCAUCUGUGGGGUUUGUGGCAAUCGGGCGGGUGAAGGUGCAAAAUGUUCAGCAACAGCAGACUGCGCAGAAGAUCUUUGCUGUGGUGGCCUUCUUGAAGGUCGCAUUUCCGUCAACUGCCAGGGCACCUGCGUCAAAAAGACCCCAAGUGCUUGCCCAAGCUUGGUGGACAUGAGCGCUCUGACCGAAGUGGUGGACAGUUUCGUGAAGUUCGCUAGAGAUUUCGGCCAGUGCAUGAUCGAGGAGGUGGUUGAACCGUGGCUGGAGGACGAGUACGGCUGCAGAUUCAGUGCCUCCCCCGAGAAGAUGACGGCGUCCCUCACCUGCACGCAGCUGGACCCCGAAAGGGCGCGUCGCCUGGCGGCCAGGGACGAGACGGGAUCCUGGGCCCGGCGCUUUGGCUAUGCAGACGCGAGGGCAGCUGUUGCAGCGCCCGUCCUGUACCGACCACCCGGGCCUGGCUCCUUUGGGGAGCCAGGCCGGCAGCUGUUGGGCAUCGGCUCAGCGGAGGAGCCUUCCACCAGCCAGCUGGGCUGCAGAGAGACCCAGUACUGCAACGCCGGAGCCGUCCUCAGCGUUGUCGCAAGCAUCGACUUCAAGCCGAAGGUCUCCAUCGACAUUGAUACCACGGCGAGUACUGCAACGAUCAGCUUGGAGGGGGACGUGACUGGCACGGCUGGGGUGGGUGCCCUUGCCGGUGGCUCGUGCACCUACGAGAGGGAGCUCUUCUUCCCAAGCGCCCCGAAGCCGGUGGCCACAUACUGCCUCUAUGCAGUCUGUGUCACUGUCCUGAUUCAAGGCUCUGUUAACUUGGCGGUCGAAGGAGAGUUGCAGGCCACCGCCAGCGCGGAGUACCACACAGUCUACAGAGUCGGUGGCCAGGCAACUCUGGAGCUUUCCCCCACAAACCUCGAUCAGAGUGCGAACGCGGCCAUUACAGCAGACCGUGUCAGUGACCACUGGAGCCUGAAUGCAGUAGGUUCGAUGUCGGCUUCAAUUUCGGUAACUGUGGGUCCUGUCGUUACGAUCCUCGUGGUUCCCGGAACCUUUGCGACGGUGCAUCCCUUCGUCAUGGCUCAAGCCUCCCUCUUUGGCACCAUGAAGUUCGAGAAAGCUUCCGCCAGUGAGGCCCCGGAGGGCAUCACGGCCGUCUCCUGGCCAGUCUCCUCUGAGGUCUGCACCGAGGAGGCCCAGAAGCAGAGCCUGGCGAAGAGGCGGUUCACCCAGCAGAGGCCGGGGAAGGAAACGACCAGUUCUGGCAACGCCACCAGCGGACAAGGCUUCACCUUGGACACCGACCUCCUGGAUACCGACGGGCAGUGCUUCGCCGUGGGCUGGAAUGCCGUGGUGGGCGUCAAGGCCACAGUUCUGGGACCUCCCCCGGGCCUCAAGGACCUGACCCAGGUUCUGAGUGCGGUCAGCAGCGAGUUGACAGACUCGCUCACGAAGUUCUCUCUGGGAUCUACGGCGGCCUUGGGUGCUGUGAACUGUGUUGGCAGAUGGAUCACUGGCGAUGAGAACUUUGACAUGGUCGCGGCUGGUCUGAAUGCCGCAGUUCAGGGACUGUUGGGCAAGAUCCCGACCAGCAGCUUGGAUGAGCUGCCCGUGUUUGAGACGGAGGCUUGCUUUGACAUGUACAAGGCAAGUGUCGGAGAAGGUUGCUUGUGCUCCGUGGGCUGCGCUCGUAGGGAGGAGGAUGCCAGCUGUGCUCCGAAGGAUGGAAGCGCAAACCUCGCUUGUCAGACCGGCGGCACGUUCCUUUGCUUCCUGCUUGCUGCCUGGUCUUCCCUCCUAAGCAGGAUCUGA
Symbiodinium sp. CCMP2456 is the source of this 1875-nucleotide messenger RNA. Lineage: Eukaryota; Dinophyceae; Suessiales; Symbiodiniaceae. The record is from the annotation of a GenBank genome assembly.